AUCUAUAUAAAGAACAAAACUAAAGUUUGUUAUUAAUUACUUGUGGUGAAACUAUGCAGAUAACAUAGAUGAUGUUCUCAUAUUUUAUAUAUUUGUGCCUGUGCGGUUUUGGUUUGUUUUGUUAAUUAAGAAAGAUACAUUUAGCGUUAGUCUUUUUUGUUUCGUAAGCAAUAUAGUUAUCCCGUGUUGAUCAAAAUCACAUGAAUUAUCAAUUUUAUUUGACUUCCCUUUUAAAAGAAAGAAAGAAAUUUCAACAAUGUUAAAUUUUGGGCGCGUAUUUCCACCUGACGCAGCAGGUAACCAAUAGAACAGCACGCCGAUAAUAAGCUCUCCUUCACGAGCGUUUUCUGAAACAUUUCAUCGAUGGAGAGAGACCGGGAACGUUGGUAUAACUAUUAUUAUACCUAAUCACAAAUUUAUACACCGCAUCUGCAAUAUAAAUACAAUUAGGUUAACGAAUUUUUAAUCUGUGUCCGAAUUGCGGGCAACAAUUGUUAAUGACAGCUUGUGCGUUUUAAAGUCAUCGUAUAUUUAAAGCAACGCGGCCGUUUAGCUUGGGCUUUUACAUGUUUCCGUAUGUAUUUUAAAGCGUCUUUGUUGGUUUAUCUGAUGUCCUGACUUUAUCUUUAACCUUGUUUUUUUAAUAUGUUACCUAUGAAGUUAAAUGACCUAAAAGUUAAAUAAUUUUUAUCCUUAACACGGUCUUUUAAAUCUCAUAAAGCCGGAGUGAAGCUGGUGAAUGACUGAUUCUUUCUGCCCAUCAGUUGCGCUCGCUUUGCGCUCUCUCACCGGACACCACGCCAAGAUUUCACUUUCCAAUCAGCAAUGAGAAAAGUCGUGUCUUUUGAAUAUUAAUGAGUGGUUCCACCAAUCACAACGUGGGUUCGUUUCACAGGAGAGUGUUUAGUUGCGCGUUCUCCAUCAGCAGCAUAAAACUGUUUGUGCCUAUUGGAGUUUGCGCUCAUGGCGAAGGUGACUCGCUGGUGUUUGGACGUUACCUGCGUUUUGAUGGAUACAUAAAAAGGAGACUUAAAAGUGUCGUUUGUGGAUUACAGGUGCUAAAUAUUAGAUGUAGUGGACCGGUAUGAAUCGUCUUUGUCCAAACGUUCAGUUCGGGACUUGUUAAAUGAAGUGGACAUGGAUAAUACCGGUUGUGGGAUACAUGCAGUUUAUCAUUUAUUCCUUAUAUGGCUCUCCGUUUACCCUUUGUGCUCUCAGGGAAGUUGGAUGUGGUUGGGCAUCACAUCUGUAGGAGUGCCCGAGAAGUUGGGUUGCGCGCACUUGCCCCUGUCGCACAAGCAGAAGGAGCUGUGCGCGCGCAAACCGCACCUUCUACCGAGCGUUAAAGAGGGCGCGCGCCUGGGCAUCACCGAGUGCCAAACGCAGUUCAGACACGAACGCUGGAACUGCUCGACCCGACGGGACCCGAACGUGUUCGGCUACGAGCUCACAAGCGGGACAAAAGAGACAGCGUUCAUCCAUGCAGUAAUGGCUGCCGGCCUGGUUCAUGCAGUCACCCGCUCUUGCAGUGCAGGAAAUAUGACAGAGUGUUCAUGUGACACAAGCCUGCUGGGAAGCGGGUCGCCCACUGAGGGAUGGCAUUGGGGCGGCUGCUCUGAUGACAUCGCCUUUGGGACUUCAUUCAGCCGCCGCUUCAUUGACAGUGCUGUGAAAAACACCUCAACCCGUGCUGAGGAGGCCCUGCUCAUUAUGAAGCAGCAUAAUAGUGAGGCUGGGAGACAGGCAGUGGCCAAAACAAUGUUGACAGACUGCCGCUGUCAUGGUGUAUCAGGUUCAUGUGCGGUAAAGACGUGUUGGCGCACAAUGGCUGCAUUUGAGCGCGUGGGUGCCUACCUGAAGGAGCGCUAUGAAACCAGCGUUCAGGUGGUGGACCGUUCCAAACGUAAGGUGAGACGCAAGGAUAAAGAACAACGCCAUGUGCCUAUCACCAAAGACGAGUUAAUCUUCUUCAACAAAUCGCCCAAUUAUUGCUUGGAGGACCGUCGGCUGGGCGUGACGGGGACCAGGGGCCGCAAGUGUAACAGAACUUCGGCUGGGCCCGACGGCUGCAACCUGCUGUGCUGUGGACGGGGAUACAACACACACGUGGUGCGACAUGUAGAGCGAUGCGAGUGUAAGUUCGUCUGGUGCUGUUAUGUUCGCUGCAGACGCUGCGAGACAAUGAAUGACAUGCACACCUGCAAGUAGAGCAGCUACUUUGGGAGAGGUUGAAGGAUCUCGUGAGAGGAAAUGGACCUUCUUUGUGCUGUCAGCCUAUACAAACAAGCAUGUUGACAAAAUAUCCAACCGGCAAUUCAAUGCAGAAACCAGAAAGAAAUGGUAUAAUCCUUUUUAAGUUCACAUGCGUAAUUCUUCUCAUGGGCUUCCAUUGGGAGUCCAGCCAUUUUGUAUAUAAUGACUGUGGAAUAUAACUGGAGCAUAAAGGGAACUCAAAUACUGGGAAUUGCAGAGGAAAAGUGUACAUACUUUAGAUAACUUUGUUUGGAUUUUUUACUGAAGGCAAGUUCGGAUAGAGAGUUAGCUGACCUUAAAAUGAAAAUUUUGUCAGCAUUAGUGUUUCCAACUCACCACUUCAUGUUUUUCCAACUCAAAUCUUCAUUAAAAGUCUGAUCACUCAAAAACAUUUUAAAUAAACACAAUUUUUCAAUUAAAUUCUGUUCAAGUUUAUUUGUAAAGCACUUUUCAACAUAAUUAUAGCUCUACGCAGCUUUACAAUCGAUGCACAUUAUUACAUUACAGUCAAAAUAAGAAAAAUAUAAACCGCUUGAUGGUGAGUAAAUGACAGAAUUUUCAUUUGAUGGUAAUCUCACCCUACAAUGAUCAAUUAUAGUGGGAAUUGUGUAGAUAAUAUGCCAAAAUAUUUUUGAUAUAAUGUUUUAUAGGUUCCAAAUAAGAAAUCCUUAAAUAAAUAAUUCCCAAAGGA
Danio aesculapii is the source of this 2944-nucleotide messenger RNA. It is a transcript of the gene wnt16, whose product is annotated as wingless-type MMTV integration site family, member 16. Bases 1138 to 2208 code for a protein of 356 amino acids. Gene Ontology annotation, biological process: cell fate commitment; canonical Wnt signaling pathway; neuron differentiation. The record is from RefSeq and is a predicted model, not a curated record. Gene Ontology annotation, molecular function: frizzled binding; cytokine activity. Gene Ontology annotation, cellular component: extracellular region. The transcript has 4 exons. NCBI's taxonomy places the organism in Eukaryota, Metazoa, Chordata, Actinopteri, Cypriniformes, Danionidae.